AGGAAAGUGGUUGCAUUUGCGGGCGUCGCUUGGGGAGGUUUUAUUGGUCUUGUCCCAAAGUAAAUUGAAGUGAAAAGUCCAGGCUUCUGGCUCGAGCAGAAGUUCCGGCCAGGAGAGCUCACCCCCCCCCUCCGGCCCCCAUGGCGUCCAGCUUGGCGGAGGACCUGCUGUGCCCCAUCUGCCUGGCCCUCUUCCAGGAGCCCCACAUGCUGCGCUGCGGCCACAACUUCUGCCUGGCCUGCCUGCGCGGCGCCGUCGCCGCCGGCCAGGAGGAGGGUUCGUGCCCCGAGUGCCGCAGCCCCUUCCAGCUGCCGGAGCUGCAGCGCAACCGAGCGCUGGGCAACCUGGCCAGGAAGGUCCGCCGCUGGAGAGGGGACGCGCCGGAGCCCCUCCUGCCGCCGGGCAGCCUCCCCGACGCCUGGCACUUCUGCGAGGCCCACGACGAGCCGCUGAAGCUCUUCUGCACCCAGGACGAGGCGCCCAUCUGCGUCAUCUGCAGGGACCUCCCCGAGCACCGCGGCCACCACUUCUUGCCCACCCAGAACGCCGCGCAGGCGGCUCAGGGAAAAUUGAAAACAUACCUGAAGCACUUGGAGAAGAAUCUGAAGGAGGUGGCUGAGGAUGAAAGUGAUCAGUUGAAGGAAAUGGAGGCCCUGAAGAGCUGCACUGAAGACCUCUUAGUUGACAUUUCGAAAGGGUUUGAGGCUCUCCACCAAAUCUUGCUCAAGAAAGAACAAGGCUUUAAGCUGAUGGUAGAGAAAAUGAAUGGGGAGAACAAUGAGGAAAUGGAGAAUUCCUUAGACUCCCUGAAAAAAGAAGCGUCUUCACGUACGGAGACCAUUGCCAAAGUCAAAGCUGCAUUAGAAGCAACAGAUCAGGUUGCCUUCCUGAAGGGCGUGAAGGAGCUGAUGGAGCUAGUCAAGGAGGAUCACCAAGGAGAGAUAGAAGAAGAUGAGGAGACUGAGGAGAAAUCUGAUGGUGAAGCAGAAGAGAAGUCUGAUAAAGAUGCGGAAGAGAAGUCUGAUAAAGAUGGCAGUGGUGAGGAAACAGGCAAAGAGAGUGACGAUGAAGACAAUGUGGGUUAUGAACCAAAUGAGACCAAUCAUGAUUCAGAUAGGGCGAUUGCUGUGGAGCCAGUUCUUGAGAACUUUGGAGAGUCCCUGGACUUUAAUAUCUGGAAGAAAAUGUUGGAGGAUGCUGCUCCCAAGAGUAAAAGCGCUGGCGAACUUAAGAGAGCAAAGGCCAAUGAUCAAACCGCUGACGAUGUGAAAGUUAAAAAAGCCCGCGUUGAGACGCGUGGAGCGGUUCCUAACCCUGACGUGAUUGAGUUGGGACUUGCAGUGUUCCCCCUCCUGUCAAAAUUGUGGGAACACAAAAAGAUUGUUUACGAAAGCAUCAAAUUUGCACAAAAAAAGAAGAAAGAACUCGAUGAUAUAAACCAGAAAUUAUAUCUUUUUAGGAAGUUUAUAAAUCAUGAAUUAUAAACCAGCUAAUGUCUAUUUAGAUCAUACCAUGCAUGCUGCACAGGUGUGGGGUGGCUUAUCAGGAAACUAUAUGGUGUCAAACAAGUGACUCUGGUGUAGUUACUUAACCGGCCAAGGGGAUCACCAAGGAAAGCUAGAAAAUUAAAUUGAAAAUAAAAUUUUUGCAUUCUUUA
Molecule: messenger RNA, 1657 nt
Organism: Sphaerodactylus townsendi
Lineage: Eukaryota; Metazoa; Chordata; Lepidosauria; Squamata; Sphaerodactylidae
Product: nuclear factor 7, brain-like
Exons: 7
Coding region: 141-1484 (447 amino acids)
Molecular function (GO): zinc ion binding
Source: RefSeq, a predicted model, not a curated record